AUAUAUAGAAUGUAUAUUUGAUCAUUUAGAAAAGCAAUCUCGUUGGUUGUCUCUCUGUCGGUGUCCGCCUCGGCGCUCCGUACAAGAGCUCAGACCGAAUGAACGGAAUCCGCUGCUCGGUAAUCAACCGCACCGGCUCGAGCUCGUUUAUUAUAUUGAGGGCUGAGUCUAUGGCAUGUCCACCCCGGAGCCCUCGUUAGGAGGCACACCCUGUCCGGGGCCCUCGCCGGGUCCAGGCCUGUCUCCAGGGGCUGUGCUGGGGUCCGGACUGUCCCCUGGAUCCUCACACAGCAUGAUGGGCCCCAGUCCUGGACCAGCCACUUCCACAGGACUCUCCUUUCCUCCGCAAGCGUCUGUGGGAUACAGCCAGGAGAGUCUGCACCAGAUGCACAAGCCAGUGGAGGAGAACCUUUCAGAAGACGCUCGCUUCAGUCAGAUGAAGGUGGUUGCGAUGAGGGCCGGUCACAGUGGGAUGACCCGUCCAGGGAGCCCGAUGGACCAGCACUCGCAAGGAUACCCAUCUCCUCUGGGAUCUUCAGAGCACAUGUCCAGUCCCGUGUCUGCCAGUGGGCCUCCGUCAGGUCCUCUCCUGUCCACCUCUGGUUCACUGGACAGUGUGGACGGCCAGGCCCUCUUGCAGCAGAACCGUCUGGGAAGCCAAAGUGCAGCCGCUGGCUCCAGCAGCUCCUCCGCUCCGACACCCUUCAACCAGAGCCAGCUGCACCAGCUGCGAGCGCAGAUCAUGGCCUAUAAGAUGCUAGCUCGCGGGCAGCCGCUCCCAGAACACCUGCAAAUGGCGGUGCAGGGCAAGCGUCCCAUGCCAGGGAUGCCCCAGGGUCCGUCUCUGAUCAGCCUGCCGCCAGGUGGAGGAGCGAGCACCGGCUUCAGCCGAGGACAUGGGAUAGUGGGACCCAACAUGCCUCCUCCUGGACCUUCUGGAGUCCCGGCUGGUGUUCAGGGCCAGAACAACAACGGGCCCCCGAAACCAUGGCAUGAAGGUCCUCUGGUCAAUGCAGCGACCCCCUCCAAUGCUCCUCAGAAGCUGAUGCCACCUCAGCCCACUGGACGUCCCUCUCCCGCACCACCGUCUGUGCCGCCUGCUGCGUCUCCGGUCAUGCCACCCCAGACCCAGUCUCCAGGACACCUGGCCCAUCAGUCUCAAUCCACCACCAUGGUGCCGCUGCACCAGAAGCAGAACCGCAUCACACCCGUUCAGAAGCCCUGUGGUCUGGAUCCGGUGGAGAUCCUGCAGGAGAGAGAGUACCGGCUGGAAGCUCGUAUCACUCACCGUAUUCAGGAGCUGGAGAAUCUUCCAGGGUCGCUGGCUGGAGACCUGCACACCAAAGCCACGAUUGAGCUCAAAGCACUCCGACUGCUCAACUUCCAGAGACAGCUGCGUCAGGAGGUGGUGGUUUGCAUGAGACGUGACACGGCCUUAGAAACCUCCCUGGACUCAAAGGGCUACAAGCGCAACAAGAGACAGUCCUUACGUGAGGCGCGAAUCACAGAGAAACUAGAGAAACAGCAGAAGAUCGAACAGGAACGCAAACGCAGGCAGAAACACCAGGAAUAUCUCAACAGCAUCCUGCAGCACGCCAAAGACUUCAAGGAGUACCAUCGGUCCAUCACCGCGAAGAUCCAGAAACUGACCAAAGCUGUGGCCACAUACCACGCCAACACUGAGCGCGAGCAGAAGAAAGAGAACGAGCGCAUCGAGAAAGAGCGAAUGAGACGCCUGAUGGCUGAGGAUGAGGAGGGUUACAGGAAGCUGAUUGACCAGAAGAAGGACAAGCGUCUGGCGUAUCUGCUGCAGCAGACGGAUGAGUAUGUGGCUAAUCUGACGGAGCUGGUCCGCGCUCAUAAAGCUGUGCAGGCCCUGAAAGAGAAGAAGAAGAAGAAGAGGAAGAAGAAGAAGCUGGAGAAUGCGGAGGGCCAGACAGGGGCCCUGGGGCCUGAUGGAGAGCCUCUGGAUGAGACGAGUCAGAUGAGUGAUCUUCCAGUGAAGGUGAUCCACGUGGACAGUGGGAAGAUUCUGACCGGAGAGGAUGCUCCUAAAGCUGGACAGCUGGACACGUGGCUGGAGAUGAACCCUGGUUACGAGGUCGCUCCGCGGUCAGACAGCGAGGAUUCUGGGUCGGAGGAGGAUGAGGAAGAGGAUGAGGAAGCUCCUCAGCUGCUGCAGUCACAAACUCCUGCAGAAGAGAAGAAGAAGAUUCCUGACCCGGACAGUGAGGACGUGUCUGAAGUGGACGCCCGUCACAUUAUAGAGCAUGCUAAACAGGAUGUGGAUGAUGAGUACGGCAGCGCAGUGUUUGCUCGUGGGUUGCAGUCAUAUUACGCCGUGGCUCAUGCGGUCACUGAGCGUGUGGACAAACAGUCGUCUUUGCUAAUCAACGGUCAACUCAAGCAAUACCAGAUCAAGGGUCUGGAGUGGCUGGUGUCUCUCUAUAACAACAAUCUGAACGGGAUCCUGGCGGAUGAGAUGGGUUUGGGCAAAACCAUCCAAACCAUCGCACUCAUCACGUACCUGAUGGAGAACAAGCGUCUGAACGGACCCUACCUCAUCAUCGUGCCGCUCUCGACUCUGUCCAACUGGGUCUAUGAGUUUGAUAAGUGGGCGCCGUCUGUCGUCAAAGUCUCCUACAAGGGAUCUCCUGCUGCUAGAAGAGCCUUCGUCCCACAGCUGCGCAGCGGCAAGUUCAACGUGCUGAUCACCACGUACGAAUAUAUCAUCAAAGACAAGCAUGUGCUGGCCAAGAUUCGCUGGAAGUACAUGAUCGUGGACGAAGGCCAUCGCAUGAAGAACCAUCACUGUAAGCUGACGCAGGUGCUGAACACACAUUACCUGGCGCCGCGGCGCGUGCUGCUGACCGGGACACCGCUGCAGAACAAGCUUCCCGAGCUCUGGGCGCUGCUCAACUUCCUGCUGCCCACCAUCUUCAAGAGCUGCAGCACGUUUGAGCAGUGGUUUAACGCACCCUUCGCCAUGACCGGAGAGAAGGUGGAUCUGAAUGAGGAGGAGACCAUCCUGAUCAUCCGUCGUCUGCACAAGGUGCUCCGCCCCUUCCUGUUACGCCGGCUGAAGAAGGAAGUGGAGGCGCAGCUGCCUGAGAAGGUGGAGUACGUGAUCAAGUGUGACAUGUCUGCGCUGCAGAGGGUCCUGUACAGACACAUGCAGGCCAAAGGAGUGCUGCUGACCGACGGCUCCGAGAAGGACAAGAAGGGUAAAGGUGGCACUAAGACUCUGAUGAACACCAUCAUGCAGCUGAGGAAGAUCUGCAAUCAUCCGUACAUGUUCCAGCAGAUCGAGGAGUCGUUUUCUGAGCAUCUGGGUUUCACGGGAGGAAUCGUUCAGGGGCCUGAUUUAUACCGCGCCUCGGGGAAGUUUGAGGUGCUGGAUCGUAUUUUGCCAAAAUUACGAGCGUCAAAUCACAAAGUGCUACUCUUCUGCCAAAUGACGUCUCUGAUGACCAUAAUGGAGGAUUAUUUUGCUUACCGCUGCUUUAAAUACCUGCGUCUGGACGGCACGACUAAAGCAGAGGAUCGUGGGAUGCUGCUGAAGACCUUCAAUGAUCCGGCCUCUCAGUACUUUAUAUUCCUGCUGAGCACCAGAGCCGGAGGACUGGGCCUCAACCUGCAGAGCGCAGACACCGUCAUCAUAUUUGACAGCGACUGGAACCCUCAUCAGGACCUCCAGGCGCAGGAUCGAGCGCACCGCAUCGGUCAGCAGAACGAGGUGAGGGUUCUGCGGCUCUGUACCGUCAACAGCGUCGAGGAGAAGAUCCUGGCGGCCGCUAAAUACAAGCUGAACGUGGACCAGAAGGUGAUCCAGGCCGGCAUGUUCGACCAGAAGUCGUCCAGUCACGAGCGCCGAGCGUUUCUGCAGGCCAUUCUGGAGCACGAGGAGCAGGACGAGGAAGAGGACGAGGUGCCAGACGAUGAGACCGUAAAUCAGAUGAUCGCGAGGAGUGAAGACGAGUUUGACCAGUUCAUGCGCAUGGAUCUGGAUCGCCGUCGCGAGGAAGCACGCAAUCCGAAGCGAAAGCCUCGUCUGAUGGAGGAGGACGAGCUGCCCACGUGGAUCAUGAAAGACGACGCCGAGGUGGAAAGACUCACCUGUGAGGAAGAAGAGGAGAAGAUGUUCGGCCGCGGCUCGCGUCAGAGGAAGGAGGUGGAUUACAGCGAUUCACUCACAGAGAAACAGUGGCUGAAGGCGAUCGAGGACGGGACCCUGGAGGAGAUCGAGGAGGAGGUGCGACACAAGAAAACCACUCGAAAGAGGAGACGUGAUCGGGAUCCGGACACCAUCGCAUCCACUUCAGGUGCUCGUGGGGGACGAGAGAGAGACGAUGACAGUAAAAGACACAAGAAACGAGGUCGUCCUCCGUCCGAGAAGCUUUCGCCCAACCCUCCGUCGCUCACCAAGAAGAUGAAGAAGAUUGUGGACGCUGUUAUUAAAUAUAAGGAGAAGUGAGUGUCAGAGUGGUUUCCAGCAGAACUUGAGGAAAGUACAGGCCAGUGCUGAGACAAAUGGUAAAAAAGGAUAGCUGAUGGUUCAGGACCUGGGGACGGGUUCUUGUGUGUGUUCAUGUGUUUCUCAUGAACACCGCAGAUCCUCCUGAUGAUGAAGAGCAGGGCCAUGAUGUUGACUGCUAGGUUUAUAACAGCAGGUAUUUUCUCACGUUUGUAAUCAGACUGCAAAGCUUUCAUGUAAACUAUUUAAUCGAUCCGAUUGCGCUCAGUCCGAAUGAAAGGGGUGGUUCAAUCCUUUUCUAAUACAGUUGAGAUUGUAAAAUGCUUGAUCGAAUUGAAAACUGAAACUGGAAUAACUGCGCAUGUGCAAUGAUUUAGAAAUAGCGUAAUGACGUAUAACGAUUCUUCCUGUUGAAUUAAUGUGUUUCCUGACAUUAUAAAACUCCCCCUUCACUCUGCAACUGUGAAGUGGAGCAAGACAAUGUCCCAGUUUCCAUGUUUCAGACUCUCAUCCACAGACGACUGGUUAUGAGUGUGGAGAGGGCAUUUUUACUGUGUAGUAAAUAUAAGCACAGCAAAGGGUUUACACGUAUAUUUAUCCAGAAAUAGGUCAAUAUUAAUUCUGCUGUUUAAAACAAAUAAAGAAUUAGUUUAGUUUAUGUGCAAACUGUGGGAAGCGCAAAAUUUGUGCAGUGUGUGCAUGUAAUAAAAAAAAAUCUGCGAUUUGAAGCUUGUGACAUAUAAAUGCGCACAUCAGCCCGAUCACUUUUUUUCUAGCGUUCAUGUAAACACUACAUUCAGAUUCAUCAGUCGCAAUGAAUUCAGUCUGAUUGAACCAAAAACUGUGCAGGUAAACAUAGCCACUGUCUGGUUGUUUCUGGAGGCUCUGGUCCGUCAGUGAAGGUUUGGAGGACGGAUCAGAGGUCAGCUGGAGAGGAGUUAUUCCUCACUGAUGUGUGUGUGUCUGGUGCUGUUCUGAAUGUUAGUAACGGCCGUCAGCUGAGCGAGGUGUUCAUCCAGCUGCCUUCACGCAAGGAGCUGCCCGAGUACUACGAGCUGAUCCACAAACCUGUGGACUUCAGGAAGAUCAAGGAGCGCAUCCGGAGCCAUCGAUACCGCAGCCUCAACGACC
Molecule: messenger RNA, 5605 nt
Organism: Carassius carassius (crucian carp)
Lineage: Eukaryota; Metazoa; Chordata; Actinopteri; Cypriniformes; Cyprinidae
Product: transcription activator BRG1-like
Exons: 29
Coding region: 176-4474 (1432 amino acids)
Biological process (GO): positive regulation of transcription by RNA polymerase II
Cellular component (GO): nucleus
Molecular function (GO): DNA binding; ATP-dependent chromatin remodeler activity; ATP binding
Source: RefSeq, a predicted model, not a curated record